AUGUUAAAUGAACUCCUACAUCCGUACUCAUCGUCACAAAUUACAUUUGGCAUUCAUUCAUCCUUUUCAAAUUUACGACUUUUGAUAUAUCCAAAUUCACAAUCGCCUAUUCACACGACAUUAUCCAGCAUUCGAGAAGGAUAUAAUUCAAAACUCCAAGAUUCUGCCCGUUUAUGCCUCCGUAUUCUGUGCCAUAAGCAUACGGAAAAGCCCUUGGCAGCUUCAAAUCUGCUUGAAGAUCCAGGGCAUGCUCAUAAGUGGCUUGUUUCUAAAGCAAAGAUAAACGCGCGUAACCAGUAUUUCCUCGUGUUACAGUUACAAUCCUUCAGGGAUGAAUAUCCAAGUGGUUAA
Sclerotinia sclerotiorum 1980 UF-70 is the source of this 351-nucleotide messenger RNA. RefSeq lists its product with no specific name. The coding region runs from base 1 to 351 and encodes 116 amino acids. The record is from RefSeq and is a predicted model, not a curated record. The transcript has 2 exons. NCBI's taxonomy places the organism in Eukaryota, Fungi, Ascomycota, Leotiomycetes, Helotiales, Sclerotiniaceae.